This is a messenger RNA of Amaranthus tricolor (Joseph's coat), 1795 nucleotides long. RefSeq lists its product as uncharacterized. The transcript is spliced from 6 exons. Lineage: Eukaryota; Viridiplantae; Streptophyta; Magnoliopsida; Caryophyllales; Amaranthaceae. The record is from RefSeq and is a predicted model, not a curated record. Bases 336 to 1352 code for a protein of 338 amino acids.
AGAUUAUUCAAUGAUUUAAGAUUAGAGCUUAAAUAAAUCCAAGCUACUCCAACUAAUCUUUUCUCAAACCCUUAAGCUCACAAAAUUUAUUAAGCUAAAACUUGAAUCAAAAUCCAUGACUCUCACUAUUCUUUGACACUGUCUCAUUCCCCUUUUAUCUUCUUCAAUCUUAAUAAUCUUUUCUCAAAACCAGGAAAUUUUCUUUUAGAAAGCCCAAAUUUUUGUGUUUUAUUGUAAUUUUUUGUGGGAUUUAUCAAGAAAACUCAAGAUAUAGAAGUAAAGAAACUUGAUUGAAUUGGGUUUGUUUAUUGGGUUUUUUUUGGAUCAAAUAAAUAAUGUCAGGAAUUGCUGUAUUAUUGGAUCUGUUGAGGAAAAAUCCCAACUUUUCUUCAACAAAAACUUUGCAUUCUUUCCAUUCUUUCUCAGCCAGUGCUGCUGUUUCUGGGGUUGCGGCUUCUGUUCUUGCUGCUUACCCUUUUGGGUAUAGGGCUUUCCUUGGAAGUAAUGAUAGAAUUGCUUACUGCGAUGCUAUUACGACAUGGAGUGAGGAUCAUAUUUCCAAGGAUCAUGAAAUUCAUAAACAUCAUUUUGAGUCUGAGUCCCUUAUUCACACUGAGAAAGUAUAUGAUGUUGAGCUAAAACCACUUUUCUCGGCCUUUCACAUUAGGUCGUUUGCACUCACAACCUUGAGAUCUUUUUUGAUAAAUUAUUUACCGCUUUUGGAGCCUCGCCAGCUAUCAGAGGAAGAUGAUGAAGACUUCCUGGCUGAUAAACCUGAAGGAAAACCAGUAGAUUUGGUUGCUCCCUUCUACAACUCCUUAAAGCAAAUUAUGCGUGAGUGUACUGUCAUUACUACUAGAAGAAUGUUGGAAAGUCUAGCUGUCUCUUAUUGCUCCCAGCGAAUGGCAUGGAAGCUUCUCAAAGAUGCUCCUAAAUCUGCAAGACGUAAGGCAGAGCGAGGUUUGCCAUUUACCGUCUACUUCACUGCUGUUACAAAAACAACAUUCAGAGCUCACUGUCUAGGAGUGACGGCAUCUUGGGUUGUUCAAGUUGGAAUCGAUACAUAUAAAACCCUCCUCCAUCUGUUGAACUCUAAAGAAGAUAUAGAAGAAGUGAAUACAACAGAGGAGUUCAAGCUUCUUUGUAAGAAAAUAUAUACCGCGUCAAUCAAGUGCACUGCAUCACUUGUCUUUGCAGCCAUUGGGGCAGGGCUUGGUGCCACCUUGGUACAUCCUUCAAUUGGUCAAUGGAUGGGCUGUGCUGCUGGAGAUUUGGCAGGUCCAGUGGUCGUAGCUCUCUGUUUCGACAAGUUUCUUCUAGGGGAUUUUAACUCUCCCGGUUUUGCUCCUUAACACUUGAGAUGCAUCAUUACCAGACUCAGUUGUAUACUAGCUAUGUUUUUUACACACCUUGUAAGGUGGGCUAAACCACCGAGUCUUCUUCACCCUCAAGGUUAGUUAAAACGAGGCCUAUUGAAAAUUUUCUUAUCGAGUUUAGACUGUAAGUUUUCAGCUUCGAUUUUUGGAGUUGUCUUGAAGAAAGAAGACAUCUUUUAUUUAGAUUCUAACAGCUGCUGACCGUUUAUGGUUGUUUUAAUCCUAUUCCUCCACUUCGUAUUUGUAUUUGAACGACCUCAGCUGCGAAACUUUCCUUUAGGCUGAAUGUAUUCCUGUUCAAAUACCCUUUAAAGAAGAUCACCACUGAAUGAUAUAAUUGUUAUUCUUUCGGUAUACCAUCUAAGUGAUCUAACUGUAUCGAAUUUGAAAUGCAUAAGAAUGUGAUUAUUUUUCCGAUU